CUGUAGUCUGCACCUGCCAAACACAGACAGGUAAAACAGAACUGAGAGAGUUGCUGCUGAGCGUUGCUAAUCUGAUUAUGUGACCUGAGAGGACAACACAUGAUCAGCUGAGAAAGAAAAGGGACGAGGCCAGGCAAGCUGCUCUAUACUUGCUUCCUUCCUUCUACAAAAUGCCUCUCUUUAUAAACCGAGACCAAAUAUUUGCUCAUCAGGUACACCUGCUGGAGCACAAAUUAAGGAGUAAAGAGGAGAGAAUACUUGAACUGGAGACCGAGAAUGCCCUUCUUCAUUUAAGACUUGCAGAGUGUUCGGGUAGACAGCGCCGGGACCAUGAUGAGGGAACCAAGGCUGUGAACGAUCAUCAGCUUCAGAGUAGUGCACGGAAGAUAACCCAAUCAGCCCUCAUCAAGCUUCUCUCAGGGGUUCAGGCUGUGAAGCAUGACCUGAGUGAGUUGUUUGCAGUGUAUGUGAGUUUUGCCACCGAGUUGGAGGAGCAGAGCAAGCAGCUCCUGGAGAAAGUAGAGCAAGCCAACUCAUCUCUGAACGGUCACAGUGAGGAUGGAUUUCAGAAUUUGCAGGUUCGUGUUGCAGCCCUGGAGCACUCUCUGGAGGAAGAAAGGGAGAACUGCAGGGCAGAGAGGCGGAAGCGGAAAGAACUUCACAACACACUGGUGGAGCUCAGAGGGAACAUUCGGGUUCACUGCAGGGUGCGUCCAGUUCUUCCUUUUGACCAGAUCCAGUCCUCAACUUCCGGAUCAGGGUCUGCAUCAUCAGAGGAAGUAAUCCAAGCAGUCAGUGAUGAUACAGUGAUGGUGAAUUGCAUGAAGGCGGGGAUGCUGGUGCAAAACAAAAUGUUUGAGUUUGAGAGGGUACACGGACCAGAGGAUUCCCAGGAGGCUGUGUUUGAAGAAGUCAAGUCACUUCUAACAUCUCUGCUGGAUGGCUAUAAUGUGUGUAUCAUGGCAUAUGGGCAGACAGGCAGUGGGAAGACUCACACCAUGAUGGGAUCCCAGUUCCUGGAUGAGCUCUCAGGGACACAGCAGGAGGCACAGCAGGGUAUUAUCCCAAAGGCUGCUGCUGAGCUCUUUCGGCUGAUCUCUGAGAAGCCUGCAGAAAGUCACACAGUGGAAGUGUCAGUGAUGGAGGUGUACAACAAUGAGGUGUUUGACCUGCUGGCCAGGGAUGAGCACAGCAAUGCAGCUGGCCAGAGACGGGAUGUCAUCACCUCCUCCUCCGGUGCCAGCCAGGUCCCCUCCCUCACAUCUGAGCCCGUGAGUAAUGCCUCUGAGGUGAUGCAGAUUAUUAGCAGCGUUCUGAAGCUCAGAGCUCACUGUCCCACCCUUGUCCACGCGGACUCAUCACGCUCUCACCUCAUUGUGACCCUCACGGUUUCCUCCAAGAGUCCCAAUGCAGUGGCCCUGGCCCGCAGGCUACAGAGUGCCAAGAUGGACAUGCGGCGCUCCACCCAGAAGGAGUGGUGGAGUCCACGCUGUCGCCGUGCCAACCUCGCCGCCCACCACCCAGCGGACGAAACCUCUGCAAGCCCCGCGUCCUCUCCCUGCUCGACCCCGUCCCUUUCUCCCUGCCCCUCCCCGAGACACAGCAUCACUCAGACUCCAUUCAGGACAAAGCUUCAGCUGGUGGACCUGGCUGGCAGCGAGUGUGCUGGUAUGUCUGGAGUUUCAGGUGCAGCUCUCUGGGAGUCAUCAUGUAUAAACCGUAGUCUCUCGGCUCUGUCUGAUGUCCUUGGAGCUCUGGCUGAACACAGACCACACAUCCCUUACAGGAACAGCAAACUCACUCAUCUGCUGCAGGAUGCCAUAGGUGGUGAUGCCAAGCUGCUAGUGAUGCUCUGUGUCUCCCCGACGCAGCGCUUCAUCACAGAGUCCCUGCAGUCUCUUGGUUUUGGCACGCGGGCACGGCAGGUACAGAAGGAGCCACCCCGAAGAAAAAAUAAUAGCCUCAAAGUUAAAUAAGAAAGCAAAGGAAGAUCUUUAACAUAGAUCCUUUAUGAGUCAUUACAACAAAUAGAAGGGCGAGUGUUAUAAUAGGGGCACAACAUUCACCCUUAUAUUCUAGCCCAGUGGUUCUUAACCUGGGUUCGAUCGAACCCUAGGGGUUCGGUGAGUCGGUCUCAGGGGUUCGGCAGAG
Messenger RNA from Maylandia zebra (zebra mbuna), 2151 nucleotides. It is a transcript of the gene kif25, whose product is annotated as kinesin family member 25. Gene Ontology annotation, biological process: microtubule-based movement. Lineage: Eukaryota; Metazoa; Chordata; Actinopteri; Cichliformes; Cichlidae. Gene Ontology annotation, cellular component: microtubule cytoskeleton. The record is from RefSeq and is a predicted model, not a curated record. Gene Ontology annotation, molecular function: ATP binding; microtubule binding; microtubule motor activity.